AUGCAUGAACGCUGUGUUCCCAUCGAAGGCGGGAUCAUGGAGACCGCAUCCGGAGAGAAGUCCCCAAUCAAUCGAGCAGUGUGGAUAUGCGUUGAAGUUGCUGGUACGACCCGGGUAGUCGCUGCCCUGGUAACACAUGGACGACCUUGCUAUCACUUACUCUUGGGCCGUCACUGGAUGGCGGAUGUGAAACUGGUUGGAGAUUAUCAACGGGGUGAAUACACCUUGGAAGAUGAUUGCAAGGAGCGUACGUCAGUCCCUCGGAUCACUGACAAAGACAUGGAGCGAGUCAAACGGCAAGCCAAAGUUCUCCCGGUUCCGGUUCAGAAGGCCCCGAUCUGGGUUGACAUCUCAGAUCACAAUAACAUGGUUGGCGAGAGCAUUCCUCCGGGUGAAUUUGAAGUCUCGGAUAUCGGUGAAUCGGAAGUUGAUAGAUGCUUGCGAAAUGCAUUGAGAUCAUGCAAACAACAACAGGAACAUCAGACUCAAUCCGGAAUGGAGAGUAUGGAGUCGUACUCAGGCGACUCCGAGUCGGGUUUCUGA
Penicillium verhagenii is the source of this 543-nucleotide messenger RNA. RefSeq lists its product as uncharacterized. NCBI's taxonomy places the organism in Eukaryota, Fungi, Ascomycota, Eurotiomycetes, Eurotiales, Aspergillaceae. The coding region runs from base 1 to 543 and encodes 180 amino acids. The record is from RefSeq and is a predicted model, not a curated record. The transcript has a single exon.